Diaporthe batatas is the source of this 912-nucleotide messenger RNA. RefSeq lists its product as uncharacterized. The transcript has a single exon. The coding region runs from base 1 to 912 and encodes 303 amino acids. The record is from RefSeq and is a predicted model, not a curated record. Lineage: Eukaryota; Fungi; Ascomycota; Sordariomycetes; Diaporthales; Diaporthaceae.
AUGGCGCACCACACGAAUUUCGCGUCAUACAACAUGACGCUCGACGAUAUCGAUCAGUCGGAAAUAGAACAGAUGAUGCAACAGAUCGCAUGGGAGCAAUCGAUGAACCAGGCAGCUAUUGCCGACACAGAUUAUGACACAGCCAGCUUCGACCCAACACUCUCACCGCUGUCCGGCUAUGCCAGCCCCAGCAGCAUGACCACAGGCAGCACCAACCCGAGCCCCUUGGUCCCGCUCCUCGACUACGAUAUGACUUACCCGCUGGUCCCGUCCCCGGACGACCCCGAGAGCCUCUUUCCAGAGCUCAUGAACUACAACACCACCAUGGAUUCGGCAUGGGUGGGCCCCCAGCCCGAGGGCUUCACUAGCCCUUUCCUGGACGACGACCAAGCCAAGCUCCCAUCCGCAUACCCCCUAGUAGACAGUCAGCUGUAUGCCGUGACCGCAGCGCCCGACCAGGCGACAUACGCCAGCAGCCGGGUCAUGACCGCCACCUAUCUCCCCACAAUAUCACCAGCCACCACCACAGCGCAGCCCCAGGCGCCCAUACCAUCAUCACCACCACAACCACCAACAACACAAACGACACCCGCCACCACCGAAACCACCAGCCUCGCGUGCCCCUACUGCGGCGCCACGUUCGCGGAAAAGGCCAAGCUGAACGUCCACACCAACAAACACACCAAGCCCUUCCGGUGCGCCGCGCCCGGGUGCACCUACGGCGCCGCCGAGAAGAAGAGCCUGCACAGGCACAUGCAGGGGAGGUCGGACUACGACGUGGAGCACCGGGCCGCGGCGCGGCGGGCGCGCGUCCCGCUCGUCAAGCACCGCUGCCCGCGCGAGGGGUGCACGUACGCCACGUUCCGGGACGACAACCUCAAGAGGCACGGCAAGACGUGCACCGGGCGGUGA